This is a messenger RNA of Aquila chrysaetos chrysaetos, 927 nucleotides long. Its product is annotated as collagen alpha-1(XXV) chain-like. The record is from RefSeq and is a predicted model, not a curated record. The transcript is spliced from 3 exons. The coding region runs from base 416 to 853 and encodes 145 amino acids. Lineage: Eukaryota; Metazoa; Chordata; Aves; Accipitriformes; Accipitridae.
GUGGUGUGUGCGUGUGGGGGGGGGAGCGCUUCCCGCCCCGCGCCUGAAAACCUCUCUGACAAGUGGCAAAGCGUUAGCAGAGCACGCUGCUCCCUCCGAAGGGCGGGUGGAAGCCGCGGGGGCUCGCCCCCCGCUCCCAGCCCUGCUGCCGGCUUUCGGCUCCUCGCCCCCCCCCCCCCCCGCCCCUGCUGCGGGGCUGAGUCGCGACCCGCUGCCGGGCAGCGUGCGGUGCGGGCUGCGGUGCGCGCCGGCGCUUCGCCUGGAAAGUGUGUGAGCCGGUCGCGGGCUUUUCUUCUACUUGCCGCGUUUAUUUUUAUUUUUAUUUUUUAACUAUUUUUCUGCAUUUUCCUUAUUUAUCUUCUCGUACUUUAUUGUCACUGUUUUUGUUGCCGCUGUUUGUAAACUAAUUGCCUCCAUGGGGGGCGGAGGAAAGGAAAUCAAAGCUGCCGCAGCUGAAGGGUGUAAAAGCAUGCUGGGGAAGAGCCGAGGAGCCGCAGGACGGGAUGGCAGCGGGAAGCCCGGCUGCGGCGGGGACCGCUGCCCGCGGCGGGCCGGGCCGUGCGGCUCGGCGCUGGCGGCUCUCCUCUCGGCGCUGGCGGCGGCCUCCUGCGUCUACCUGGGGGUGCGGACCAGCGACCUCCAGGCCAGGGUCGCGGCCAUCGAGGGCGCCCGAGGGGGCUUCUCUGCCGCCGCCCCGCUCCCGCCGCUGCCCGGCUUUUCCCUGGAGCAGCUGAACGCGAUGAUGCAGGAGAAAGUGGAGCGACUUCUCGCCCAGAAAUCCUACGAGCACUUGGCAAAAAUACGAGUAGCGAGAGAAGCGCCUCCAGAGUGCAACUGCCCACCAGGUUGCUGAAUCAUCACGUGUGAAAGUAGUUGUGAAAACAUCAAUUUGCAACUGAAGUAACCUUUUGAGAACUCUUUUGAAGG